Diaporthe citri is the source of this 1119-nucleotide messenger RNA. RefSeq lists its product as uncharacterized. The coding region runs from base 1 to 1119 and encodes 372 amino acids. The record is from RefSeq and is a predicted model, not a curated record. NCBI's taxonomy places the organism in Eukaryota, Fungi, Ascomycota, Sordariomycetes, Diaporthales, Diaporthaceae. The transcript has a single exon.
AUGUCGCGACUGCCAAACCUGGACAUCGUCAGCGUUUCGGGCUCCAGGCUGUUCAGACAAGCCCCCUACUAUUCCAAGAUCUUCCAGUACCCGGACUUGGGAAUGCGGAGCUACGGCUCCUCUGCGUACCAAAUGCAGGCGAGACAUACAACCAGUGGUUCGCCGAAUUCGAAGGGUUUUAUCGACCGGGUCUUCAAUGUCGUCCUAAACUCCUUGGUACGCUCUAUGCCUAGAAUCACUUCCUUGCGGACAAACUUGAGCAAGGCCGACCUCCUCGAGCACCUAGACGACGAAGCAUUCAACCUGCUUCCAUCCGCACCCUUACAUACCAAUGCUGCCACUUUCAUGGGUAGCCUUUCCGAGCUGCACCUCGACAUCAGCUUGGAAUCACAAUUGGUCAACAAAGUCGAGAACCUCACCGACCAUGACCACACUUUUGACACGUCCAAUUUCGGCCUGCGGCGAUUGCUCGCCAUGACUUGCAGCCUCCAGAGUCUGACGUUGAACUUUUUCGGAGGAGAGACAAUGGAAGGGCAUUGCGAGUUCACGGCUUGGCUGUCCGAGCCCGCCAGCGGUUCCGCCACGGGAGCGGAUGAUGACGACAAGGAGACAGGCAACAAGUCUCAUACCACAAUUGCUUGGAAUCCGCCGCCGAUCGCCCUACCAUUCCUCCGCAGGCUCGUACUCCAGGGAUUAUUCAUCUCCCCUACCCAGCUUCGGUCUGUCUUCACCAAGUUCGGGAGCCUCAAGUCCGCCGCUCUCCACCGGGUCUACCUCAGGCGGUGCUUCAUCGACGAACCGCCUGUUCCGGAGGAUUCCGAUGAGAUGGAGAACCUCUGGGCAAGCUUCUUCCGUGGCUCAUCCACUACCCUUGCGAAGCUGGAAAACCUCGAGUUGGACAGUCUGGCAGUCAUGCAAUACCGGGAAGACCCCAACGACGGCGUGUCUGUGUCCACGAAGGACGUCGACUUGGUGGUGUUUGCUCCCGACGAGGGCAGCGCGGAGCCGCCACCGAAUUUCAAGACGGUCACGAACUUUAGGAAAGAUGCGCUAAAGAAGCUCGCCAAAGAGACGUGGUUGGGGCGGGAUGUGAUUGCGGCCGUCGAUCAGGGAAAUUGA